GUCCUAGCCGUGGCAGCCAUUUUGGCCUGUGAGGCCCGUGCGGAGGUUCUGGGUCUGGACGAGCUCGGGAGGAGAGGUUGUGGCCGUAGCGCACAGGCGGAUCUGAGGCUCGGCGACGCCACUGGUCGCAGCCCGGGACAGGACAACCACAGGAACACCGCCGAGCCCGCGUCCCCCCGCCCGCCAACAGAGUCAUGGCUGCAGCGGCCGCUCUGAGGGACCCCGCUCAGACUACUGUGGAUGAUGUCAGCCACAUUAUGGUAUAAGCCCUGAAGUUAAGAGCAGUGUGACCUUUGAAGACGUGGCUGUAAACUUUUCCCUGGAGGAAUGGAGUCUUCUUAAUGAGGCUCAGAGAUGCCUGUACCAUGACGUGAUGCUGGAGACCUUGACACUUAUAUCCUCCCUGGGUUGUUGGCAUGGAGGGGAAGAUGAGGCAGCACCUUCUAAGCAGAGCACUUGUAUACAUAUAUACAAAGACCAGGGAGGUCAUAGUGGAGAAAGGCCUUAUGAGUGUGGGGAAUAUAGGAAAUUAUUAAAGAACAAGUCCUGCCUCACUGAACCCAGAAGAGAUCACAAACACAGGAAUGUUCGCACUGGAGAAAGACCUUAUGAGUGCAGCAAAUAUGGGAAUUUAUUUCACCAAAACCCUACACUCCAUAUUGGUGAGAGAUUUCAUACUGGGCAAAAGACCUAUGAAUGCAGUGAGUGUGGAAAAUCAUUUCACCAAAGCUCUUCACUCUUGCAGCAUCAGACGCUUCACACUAGAGAAAAGCCUUAUGAGUGUAUUGAAUGUGGGAAAGGCUUUGCUGAAAAGUCCGGUCUCAUUAACCACAGGAAAGUUCACUCUGGAGCAAAGCGUUAUGAAUGCAAUGAAUGUGGGAAGUCCUUUGCUUAUACAUCUAGUCUCAUUAAACACAGGAGGAUUCACACUGGAGAGAGGCCUUAUGAGUGCAGUGAAUGUGGGAGAUCCUUUGCUGAAAACUCCAGUCUUAUUAAACACUUGAGAGUUCACACAGGAGAAAGGCCUUAUGCAUGUGGUGAGUGUGGAAAAUCAUUUCGCCGAAGCUCUUCACUCUUGCAGCAUCAGAGAGUUCACACUAGAGAAAGGCCUUAUGAAUGUAGUGAAUGUGGAAAAUCCUUUAGCUUAAGGUCCAACCUCAUUCACCAUCAGCGAGUUCAUACUGGAGAAAGGCAUGAGUGUGGGCAGUGUGGGAAAUCCUUUAGCCGAAGAUCUAGCCUUAUUAUACAUCUGAGAGUUCACACUGGAGAAAGGCCUUAUGAGUGCAGUGAAUGUAAGAAAUCCUUUGCUGAAAACUCCAGCCUUAUUAAACACUUGAGAGUUCACACUGGAGAAAGGCCAUAUGAAUGCAUUGAUUGUGGAAAAUCAUUUCGCCACAGUUCUUCGUUCCGUCGCCAUCAGAGAGUUCAUACUGGAAUGAGGCUUUGUAAGUGAAGCAAAUUUUGGAAAUUCUCUUGCCCAGGCUUUUUGCUCCUUCAAGGCGAGAGAGUUCACACUGGAUCAAGGUGUUAUGAGUGUGGCAAAUGGGGAAUAUUCUUUAGCUGGAACGCUAGCUUCUUUACAUAAAAGAGUGCUACCACUGAAGAAGUGCCUUUUGAGUGCAAUGAAUGUGAGAAAGCCUUCAUCAUCUCUCAUUGGUUACCAGAAUAUUUACAUGAGGAAAAUACCACAGAUGUGGAGGCAAUAUUAUUUCUUCUUCGGUUUAACACUGGAGGAGACCCCUUAUGAGGAUGCCAUCUGCCUAAAUUGAAUGUGCCAUACAUCAAAUAGCUGCAUACAUUCCAGGUAUUGUGGGAACCACAUAGUAUUUUUCAACCUGCCCAGGUCUCUUGCUAGACUUCUGUGACUGACAGUUCUCUUCUAAAAAGCAUUUCACCUUUACCACUUGGCAGGUGCCCACAGUACAUCAUUCGCCUAACUCAUCAUGAUCCAGAAGUAACUUUGAUUUUGUUUCAUUCAACAGAGGGAUUUUUUAGUAUCCUCAGUACUCACUCUAUUCUCAUUUCUUUCUCUCUGAUGAGUUAGGCCAUGAAACUGACACAUUUUUGGCACAGAGGACUUUUCUGAUAACCUGAAAAGAUGGACUGCCUUUUUCAGGGAUCUUUUGGAUCUCACAGAAUUCUUAAGAUGGAAUUUUCCAGCCUGCCAGUCAUGAAUCUCAGACAGCCUGCCGCCUAUUGCCCUGAUUUGUGUUGUAAUAAAGGCCCUGUUGUUUAAGACACCUUCAGUCUUUGCAAGAGGGCAUGGAAGCUCCAA
This is a messenger RNA of Mandrillus leucophaeus (drill), 2275 nucleotides long. RefSeq names its product zinc finger protein 586 (gene ZNF586). The record is from RefSeq and is a predicted model, not a curated record. Lineage: Eukaryota; Metazoa; Chordata; Mammalia; Primates; Cercopithecidae. The transcript has 4 exons. Gene Ontology annotation, biological process: negative regulation of transcription by RNA polymerase II. Gene Ontology annotation, cellular component: nucleus. Gene Ontology annotation, molecular function: DNA-binding transcription activator activity, RNA polymerase II-specific; DNA-binding transcription repressor activity, RNA polymerase II-specific; RNA polymerase II cis-regulatory region sequence-specific DNA binding. The coding region runs from base 374 to 1453 and encodes 359 amino acids.